AAGCUCUAUGGUGGAGUAACUUCGUGGUCAACCCGUUAAGAGUUGCAGAAAUAAAGAUGGCGGCGUCACGGGUGGUUAUCGCCUCGUUGAGGAAGUAUUCCACUGGACAUAAUUUUACGGGGGGCUCUGCCGUGACAGGACACGGACCGGAGACGGUUAAACUCUGGAAGAAUAUUUCAUACUUCGUCGCCUUCCCCUCGAUCAUUGUAUGCAGCAUAUACAACUAUCUCAAGCACCAGGAGGCUCACAACCAGCCACGUCCAGAAUUCGUUCCCUACGAAUACCUCUGUAUCCGGAACAAGCCUUUCCCAUGGGGUGACGGAAAUCAUAGUUUCUUCCACAAUCCACACAAGAACGCCCUUCCCACAGGGUACGAGGAUGAACAUUGAAGCAGAGAAAAUGAAAUUGCUUCAAUGAACAUAGUUCAUAAUGUUUAGCUUGUGAUGUACUGAACGACACACUGUAUAAUUAUCUCUAGGUAUUUUCUGAAGUGAAAUAAAACAAAAAAAACAAGUUCAACUUCGA
This is a messenger RNA of Neodiprion fabricii, 525 nucleotides long. RefSeq names its product cytochrome c oxidase subunit 6A2, mitochondrial-like. Gene Ontology annotation, cellular component: mitochondrial inner membrane. The coding region runs from base 57 to 389 and encodes 110 amino acids. Gene Ontology annotation, biological process: mitochondrial electron transport, cytochrome c to oxygen. Lineage: Eukaryota; Metazoa; Arthropoda; Insecta; Hymenoptera; Diprionidae. The transcript has 3 exons. The record is from RefSeq and is a predicted model, not a curated record. Gene Ontology annotation, molecular function: enzyme regulator activity.